AUGGAUGUGAGUCACUUGAUUUUGGGCCGUCCUUGGGAGUACGAUCGGAAGAUUAUUCACGAUGGAGCGAAGAACACUUACCAGUUCAUUUGGGAGAUGCACCAAAUUCUGCUCUUUCCGACUUUUGAGAUGACCGGUCAUUCUCCGCUAUCUGAUGUGCGUUUACAACCGGCACCUCUGGUUCCGUCUACAACGAAGCUGCUUUGCUCCGUCAACGAGUUCGUCGAGAAAUUUUGCAGCGAGGGUAUCGUUUUUUCCCUGCUUUCAGCGUCGGCAACAUCGACUCCUUCUCCGCCUAAUGUCGCGUUUACCAAACUCUUGGAUAAAUUCAGCGACAUUUUCCCAACAGACUUGCCAGCUUCUCUUCCUCCUCUACGCGACAUCCAACAUCACAUUGACCUCAUCCCGGGUGCGACUCUACCAAACAGACCACACUAUCGUAUGAGCCCUACCGAGCACGAAGAACUACGCCGUCAGGUUGAGGAUCUUCUCAAGAAGGGUCACAUUCGCGAGAGUCUGAGUCCCUGCGCAGUUCUAGCUCUGUUGAUUCCAAAGAAGGACGGUACGUGGCGUAUGUGCGUGGAUAGCCGCGCGAUCAAUAAAAUCACUAUUCGCUAUCGUUUCCCUAUCCCACGUCUCGAUGACCUCCUGGAUCAAAUUGGCAAAGCUUCGAUUUUCUCCAAAAUCGACUUGAAGAGCGGCUACCAUCAGAUUCGUAUUCGUCCAGGAGACGAAUGGAAGACAGCCUUCAAGACGCGAGAAGGCUUGUAUGAGUGGCUUGUCAUGCCUUUCGGAUUGUCCAAUGCGCCGAGUACCUUUAUGCGCAUCAUGAAUCAAGCCCUGCGACCGUUUAUUGGUAAAUUUGUGGUGGUUUAUUUUGACAAUAUUCUCAUCUUCAGCUCGUCUCUCGCCGAGCAUGAGGAUCACAUUCAUGCCGUUCUGUUUUUGGGCUAUGUUGUUUCUAACGAGGGUCUCUCGGUGGACCAAUCCAAGAUUGCCGCCGUUCGCUCUUGGCCGACACCGAAGACAGUAAGCGACGUCCGAAGCUUCCAUGGGCUCGCGUCGUUUUACCGCCGUUUUGUGCCCCACUUCAGCUCCAUUAUGGCUCCGAUUACAUCGUGCAUGAAGGAGGGUGCUUUUCAUUUGUCACCGGAAGCUGAUGCAGCGUUCGAUCUCAUCAAAACGAAGAUCACUUCCGCUCCGAUCCUGGUACUACCGGACUUCUCUCAGACCUUUGAACUACAUUGCGAUUCUUCCAAGCUUGGUAUUGGUGCGGUGCUGAGUCAACAGGAACGCCCUAUAGCGUACUACAGUGAGAAGCUAGCAGGAGUUCGCGGUCGUUAUAGCACGUACGACGUGGAAUUCUAUGCUAUCGUCCAGGCAAUUAAGCAUUGGCGCCACUAUCUUGUGCACAGGGACUUCGUCCUCUUCACUGACCACGACGCACUUCGCCACUUGGAUAGUCAGGUGAAAGUCUCUGCUCGUCACGCCUCUUGGAUUGCCUUCCUGCAACAGUUCACUUUCACAAUUCGCCAUCAAUCAGACAAGCUUAAUAGAGUUGCCGAUGCACUUAGUCGGCGUCACACAUUAUUGACUACAAUGCACACUUCUGUUCCUGGCUUCGCUGCUUUUGCAGAGUUGUAUGCCUCGGAUCCGUAUUUUGGUCGUGUACUUACGGAUGUGGAGAAUGGUUUGACUGCUGAUUUCACCUUGCAGGAUGGUUUUCUUUUCAAAGGAGUUUGUGUCUGUGUCCCCGAGUGCAGCUUGCGACUACAAAUUAUUCAGGAGCUUCACAACGAGGGACAUGUCGGCCGUGAUAGUACGCUCCAGUUGGUCACCACUUCCUAUUUCUGGCCGUCUCUUCGCCGCGACGUUGAGAGGUUCGUCGAACGCUGUCGUGUUUGUCAUUUAGCCAAAGAACGAGCGUCUAAUGCGGGCCUCUACAUGCCUCUGCCCAUACCAACUCAACCUUGGACUGAUUUAAGUAUGGAUUUUGUUGUCGGCUUGCCUCGCACGCAACGUGGCAACGACUCUAUUUUUGUGGUCGUCGAUCGUUUCUCUAAGAUGUCCCAUUUCAUUCCCUGCAAGAAAACAACAGAUGCUGUCACGGUUUCGUCUCUGUUUUUCAGGGAAAUCUAUCGCUUACACGGGCUUCCCUCCUCGAUCGUCUCCGACAGAGAUACUCGCUUCUUGAGUCACUUUUGGCGGUCUUUGUGGAAGAUGUUGAACACUAGUUUGGACAUGAGUUCUGCUUACCAUCCCCAGACUGACGGGCAAACAGAAGUGACUAAUCGCUCGUUGGGUAAUUUGCUUCGAUGUUUGGUUGGUGAUAAUGUGAAGAGUUGGGAUGCCAAACUGUGUCAAGCGGAGUUCGUUUACAACCAUGCCACGAACCGGAGCUUGGGACUGAGUCCUUUUCGCGUCGUCUAUGGUCUCAUCCCUCGUAGUCCGCUUGAUCUCUCUACGUUGCCUGACAAAACCCGCUUUCACGGCCAAGCUAUUGACUUUGUCGAGGGAACCCAGCGAGUCCAUUCGGAGGCUAAGGCAAAUUUGGAGGUCUCUUGGGCCAAGUAUAAGACUGCUGCAGAUUUAAAGCGCCGUGAUGUGGUGUUUCAACCUGGCGACCUUGUCUGGGUGCAGAUUACCAAGGUGCGUGUCCCAGCGCACGAAUACAACAAGCUCCGCGCCAAGAAGAUUGGCCCUCUCAAGGUGUUGGAACGCAUUAACAACAAUGCGUACCGCUUGCAGCUCCCGCCACAUUUGAAGACCUCUGACGUGUUUAACGUCAAGCAUCUUACGCCGUUCAUGGGUGACAAUGACGCGUCAGAUUCGUGGUUGAAUCCUCUCCUACCCGGGGAGACCUGA
Messenger RNA from Microthlaspi erraticum, 2865 nucleotides. The record is from the annotation of a GenBank genome assembly. Lineage: Eukaryota; Viridiplantae; Streptophyta; Magnoliopsida; Brassicales; Brassicaceae.